Morus notabilis is the source of this 3432-nucleotide messenger RNA. RefSeq names its product protein MEI2-like 5. The transcript has 13 exons. The coding region runs from base 306 to 2885 and encodes 859 amino acids. Gene Ontology annotation, molecular function: RNA binding. The record is from RefSeq and is a predicted model, not a curated record. Lineage: Eukaryota; Viridiplantae; Streptophyta; Magnoliopsida; Rosales; Moraceae.
UGUUUCUCCGUUUCUCUCUCCAAACAGAAAAUAGAGAGAGAAGUGGCAGGCAGUAGAGAAAAACCAGUUUAAGUUUCUCUCUCCUCUCCCUCUCUCAGCAGCAAUUCCAUCUCUGUACGUCUCUCUCUCUCUACGUUGAUGGUGGUGGAGCGGUUCUUGUCAAGUCACUUGGAACUCUCCAUUUGGUAAAUUUGAGACAAUAUUUUCUCUGUCUCUCGCUUUCUUUCCCUCUUUCGCUUCGCAGAAGCUCUUCUUCUACUAGGGUUCGCUUCCUUUGUUUGUGCCUUCAUCAGAAAAGUGAGACAAUGAAGCAGUUUACUCACCAGUCAAUUUCAGGCCCAACUGAGAUUCCAGCCUCUAACAAUUCUAAAGAAGUAGGCCCGGGAGCUUGGGGAAUUUUAUCCGGCUCUAAUGCUUACCGUGCUUCAAGUGAUGCCACACUAUUUUCAAGCUCUUUACCCGUUCUUCCACAUCCUAAAUUGAAUUUGAAUGAUACAGAAGGUAGUUAUCUAUCUGUUGAUGAUCUCUCGGCUGGCGUAGAGAAACUCAACCAAAAUGUCAAUGGCGAUGCAUCACUUGAAGAUGUUAAAAGUCAUGCAAUUGGAAGUUUGCUUCCUGAUGAUGAGGAGGAGCUUUUAGCUGGCCUAGUGGAUGAUUUUGACCUAAGUGGAUUGCCUGGUUCCUUGGAGGACUUGGAAGAUUGUGAUCUUUUUGGCAGCGGAGGAGGCAUGGAACUAGAAAUAGAUCGACAGGAAAACCUUAUAAUGAGUAUGUCGAAGGUUAAUUUAUCUGACGGCGCUAUUGGGAAUGGGCUGCCUCAUUAUGCCCUUCCAAAUGGUGUGGGAGCUGUUGCUGGAGAACAUCCAUAUGGCGAGCAUCCUUCCAGAACAUUAUUUGUUCGAAAUAUCAAUAGUAAUGUCGAAGAUUCAGAACUCAGAGCUCUUUUUGAGCAAUAUGGCGAUAUUAGAACUCUGUACACUGCAUGUAAACAUAGGGGCUUUGUGAUGAUAUCUUAUUAUGAUAUUCGUGAUGCUCGAACGGCCAUGCGUGCAUUACAAAACAAGCCACUGCGACGGAGGAAACUUGACAUUCACUUCUCAAUUCCAAAGGACAAUCCCUCGGAUAAGGAUAUUAAUCAAGGAACACUGGUAGUUUUUAAUUUGGAUCCAUCGGUUUCCAAUGAAGACCUUCGUCAAAUAUUCGGGGCCUAUGGAGAGGUCAAAGAGAUAAGGGAAACUCCGCACAAGAGACAUCAUAAGUUCAUUGAAUUCUACGAUGUUAGAGCUGCGGAAGCAGCACUCAAGUCAUUAAAUAGGAGUGACAUAGCUGGUAAACGCAUAAAGCUUGAACCCAGUCGCCCAGGUGGAGCUAGACGAAAUCUAAUGUUGCAACUUAAUCAAGAGCCUGAACAAGAUGAGUCACGUAACUUCCGGCAUCCAGUUGGUUCUCCAAUAACCAACUCUCCACCAGGUAACUGGAUGCAGUUUAACAGCCCUAUUGAACAAGGUCCCAUGCACAACAUUAGUAAAUCUUCUGGUUUUAGGACCUUGAGCCCGACAACCAGCAACAGUUUGCCUGGAUUAGCUUCGAUUCUGCAUCCCCAAGUGUCAAACAAUAUGAAGGUUUCACCCAUCGGUAGGGACCAGGGAAGGGCCAGUCUUGUGGAGCAUUUGUUUAACGGUACAAAUUCAGUUCAUGGAUCUUCAUUUCCACAAUCACAUUCAUUUCCAGAGCAGAAGUUAAGCCACUUCCAUGGUAGUAUGCCCUCUUUUGGCCCUUCAACAUCGAAUGGAUCUAGAGUGGAAACUUUAUCAGGGCCACAGUUCCUUUGGGGAAGUCCAAAUCUGUACGCAGAUCAUGGCAGUUUGGCAUGGCAAAGAACAGCUGUUGGACAGCAGUUUACAUCCACAGGAAAGGCUCAUGCAUUUCCACCCUCAGCUCAUCAUGGCUCUUUUCUUGGUUCGUCUCAUCAUCACCAGCAUCAUGUUGGAUCUGCUCCACCUGGCGUUCCUUUAGAGAGGCACUUUGGUUACUUCCCUGAGUCACCGGAAGCUUCAUUUUUGAGUCCUUUUGGAUAUGGAAGCAUGGGUUUUGGCCCCAAUGAUGGAAAGCUAAUGGGAAAUAUGGGCUCUCGUGCUGCUAUCAAUGCUGGAAUUUCCAUGCCAGGAAAAAUGUCGGAAAAUAGUUCGUCAAAUUUCAAGCUAAUCUCCUCGCCAAGGCUUAGCCCUAUGUUUUUAGGUAAUGGUCCAUUUCCUGGACUGCAACCUACAAGCAUUGAUGGUAUGGCUGAGUAUGGGAGGAGCAGACGGGUUGAGAAUAAUGGAAACCUGGUUGAUAGCAAGAAACAGUUUCAGCUUGAUUUGGACAAAAUUAUCAGUGCGGAGGAUACUCGGACGACUUUAAUGAUAAAAAAUAUUCCAAACAAAUACACCUCCAAAAUGUUACUCGCUGCCAUAGAUGAGAAUCACAAGGGUACCUAUGAUUUUCUCUAUCUGCCAAUUGAUUUUAAGAACAAAUGCAACGUGGGCUAUGCAUUCAUAAAUAUGCUGUCUCCUUCACACAUCAUUCCUUUUUAUGAGGCUUUUAAUGGAAAGAAGUGGGAGAAGUUCAACAGCGAGAAAGUUGCUUCCUUGGCAUAUGCUCGAAUCCAAGGGAAGACAGCCCUUGUGAACCACUUUCAGAAUUCAAGCUUGAUGAAUGAAGACAAACGCUGCCGCCCGAUUCUCUUUUAUUCAGAUGGUUCAGAGGCUUGUGAUGAGAUUGUCCAGGAACAUCUUCCUGCCAACAGUUUGAACAUCCCGGCCUGUCUGCCGAAAGAAUCACCCACAAGUGACUCUCCAGGUAUCCCAACAGAGAAUUCUCAUCCCAUUUCAGAAAAGAGUUAACAGUGUACUUCAGGAAAAUUGCCAUUGACUGAAUUUGAUGGCAGUUGUGGGUUCUAACCAUUGCACAUAAACCCAACUGUAUAGUUAGAGAAGAAAAAAAAAAAAAAGGAGUAUGCCUUCUUUUUGUAUUACAGUUCUUUCUUUUUGGUAGCAUUUACUAGAGAGCUCUGGCGAAAAGAGCCUCGUUUUUUAUGUGUGACUCGGUGAUCUGAUAUACGAGGGAGGGAGGAUGAAGUGAACAAUUCGUACGAGCUGAAUUGGAUUGUCCAGUCAGGUGCAUUGGAUAAUGCAUAUCUCCCAUUUUUCGUCUUGGUCGUUUUCUUUUUCUUUUUGUUUGUUUUUGUGAAGUGGGUAGUCUAAUUUUCGAAUUCGAUGUUUAUAUAAAGUUAUUUGGAUCGAUGUGUUUUGAGCGUUUAGUUGGUGAUUUAACAUGGGGGUAAAAAUUGUAUAUGGGAGAGAAAUAUGCUUCCUUUUUGUCAUUCUUAUGUAUUGGGACCUUGAAAUGGAAAUUUCAUACAUGUAUUUAAGAAACGAAAUUGCUGGCGUA